AUGGUCGAGUUCGGGGUUCGCAGAUAUAGGGCAAUGAACCCGACCGAACCGAACUUCGGCACCACUAAGACACCUACUAGUGGCGAUAUCGAAUGGGACGUCUGGCCUGAUGGCCACAUCACACGAAUUUACUCGCAUGAAGAUGCCAAACGACCUGAGGUCAAUGAUUUCCAUAUCCACUGGGCUUGCGAGGGUCUAGGUGCACCUCGAAAGCAACAUAGAGGCUCGCUUGAUGCCUUAGAGUGGCAGGAAGGUGUGCGUACUACUCAUCGACGCUGCAACUUGAAUGGCGGCAUUGUAUGUGCCAACCAUGAAUCCAAGGGUGGAUUGUGUGCUAUUGUCAUCCGUCCUACUACGACCAAGAAACUCAUUGCCAAACAGCUUGAGGCAUUGUGAUCUUGUGGUGCCAUGCUCGUCCAUAAUAAUUGUGGUAUAAUUUAUGAUCUUUUCAAAUUUUCAGAGGGUGUGUGCUUCAUUCAUCGAGGCUUUCACCACCACAUUCGCCUACCAUGACGACUGCAUCUGACGAAAAUGGAAUCACAUCACUUCCGGCAAGUCAUCAAGGAGCACCCCCGCAUGGGUGCAACACAGCUUGUGAUGGGCCGCCCGGGCAUCGAUGGACCGCAGGAGUCAGUUGCAACCAUCUCUCCGGAGCUUCUGAAUACAGCCAG
This is a messenger RNA of Suillus plorans, 671 nucleotides long. RefSeq lists its product as uncharacterized. The record is from RefSeq and is a predicted model, not a curated record. The transcript has a single exon. Bases 1 to 396 code for a protein of 131 amino acids. Lineage: Eukaryota; Fungi; Basidiomycota; Agaricomycetes; Boletales; Suillaceae.